ACAAGCUCUUAAUGAAAUUCCUCUGGAAAAUCAAUCAACUAGACAUCUGCCUCUGCAUGUUAUGUAUUUUCACUGUAGCUGGUACCAAAUGGCAUACUUCCUUCCAGUGAAAAAAUAUUUGUUAUUUAUCUGUGGACCUGUAAAAAAGACAUCACCCAUCUUUAUAUUUGAUCAUUUCAAUCUUAACUUGAAAAAUACCAUGUGAGCCCUUAACUCUGUAUUAUAUUUGUGUUCUUCAAUCAAAAUCAGACAUAAAAAUUGAAAACCACCAAAUCAAAUCUCUGCCCACAUCCCUGCAGGCAUCAGACAAACGGCAAAAUGGCGCCAUGUUCUGGCACACAGAUCCACCUGUCAGGACGGGCUGAUUGUCAUACAAUUGAAAGGAUGGGUGGAGUCUGUUAGUGCUAGUGGUUCUACCUGUUCCACCUGCUCUCCUCCCCCCACAGCUCUCCCUCAGGUGUCAGCUGAUGAGGGAUCGGCAGGCCAGAGACUCUUACUUGCCUGUCCUUCUGUCCUCAGUGAAUAUCUACCCCUAUCCUCAGAAAAAGGAGGACGCGGGUGGGUGCAGCUGAACCUGUUCUCUUCUCCACCUUCACUCUCUCCCUCCACACUGGAGAGAAGUGAGACUGUUUGUUUUCUUUCCGUCUGUUUUUUCAACUCUUCUUUGUUAGGAACAAAUAUUUCUAAGUGGCUUCGGGAUAUUAACCAAGUAAAACAGGAAACUUCACCACUUAAUGCAGCAUGGGGUCUGAUGAGUCGUACAAUUUUGUCUUCAAAGUUGUUUUGAUAGGGGAGUCUGGCGUUGGAAAGAGUAACCUUCUGUCACGCUUCACCAAGAAUGAGUUCAACCACGACACCCGCACCACCAUUGGCGUCGAGUUCAGCACGCGGACUGUUCAGCUGGACAACUACACCAUCAAAGCCCAAAUCUGGGACACGGCUGGGCUAGAGCGCUACAGGGCUAUCACUUCAGCGUAUUACAGAGGAGCAGUAGGAGCGCUGUUGGUCUACGACAUCAGCAAGCACCUGACCUAUGAGAGUGUGGAUCGAUGGUUGAAAGAGCUCUUUGACAACACUGACCAGCACAUCGUGGUCAUGCUGGUGGGAAACAAGAGAGACCUCGAGUCCCUCAGGACUGUGCCCACAGAGGAGGCCAAGGACUUUGCAGAGAAGAGAGGUCUCAUGUUCAUGGAGACAUCAGCGUUGGACUCCACCAAUGUGGAACUUGCAUUCAGUGAAAUCCUCACAGCGAUCCAUAUGAAGGUGAUCAGCAGACAGGUGACCCGUGGCUCCAUCAGUGCUGUAACCCUGUCCGACCCCAUUGGACCCAGCCGAGAGGCACAUGAGGGGAACAAGGGCUGCUGCAAGAGCUCCUAAGAGACUGCUGCCCUGUAAAGAUCUGCUCUGCCCAUGUUGAACCAGCAUCAAGUUUGACUGCUCAUGCAUGACAUCAUUCACACCCAGUUUGAAGAGUGAGGUACCUGCAUGACACAUGAGCAGUCAAUGUACGAUCGUCUUUAACAGCUGUACAGUAUAUAACCUAAAAACAGCAGAUUAAUUAAUGCAAAUAUUGAGAAAAUCCAUCAUUUAUGCACUAUUGUUUUUUUGGUGGCUAAUGGGAGAGUUUGACUACACAGAGGUGUGCAAUUAAUCUUAUCUUCAUGUUUUUAAAGAGGCACUGUAAAGUUUUAUUGCUUUCCUGAAGGAAUGCACUGGGAUUCACUUGGAAUAAAUUAUUUAUGUUA
This is a messenger RNA of Plectropomus leopardus (leopard coralgrouper), 1745 nucleotides long. Its product is annotated as ras-related protein Rab-25-like. The record is from RefSeq and is a predicted model, not a curated record. Lineage: Eukaryota; Metazoa; Chordata; Actinopteri; Perciformes; Serranidae. Gene Ontology annotation, molecular function: GTPase activity; GTP binding.